Molecule: messenger RNA, 1285 nt
Organism: Suricata suricatta (meerkat)
Lineage: Eukaryota; Metazoa; Chordata; Mammalia; Carnivora; Herpestidae
Gene: PPCDC
Product: phosphopantothenoylcysteine decarboxylase
Exons: 6
Coding region: 192-806 (204 amino acids)
Biological process (GO): coenzyme A biosynthetic process
Cellular component (GO): phosphopantothenoylcysteine decarboxylase complex
Molecular function (GO): phosphopantothenoylcysteine decarboxylase activity; FMN binding
Source: RefSeq, a predicted model, not a curated record
AGCCUUCAGUCCUACAACCUCUCUGCCUGCCAACUCUUCCUGCUGCUCAAGUGCUCCUAGAAGUCCAGCAAAGCUCAGAAAAAUCAAGCACUGUCUACAGCUACCUUGGCUGUGCAAAUAUUAAGCCCUGACAGAGCCCUCUGGAGGCCAGUCCUGGCAGUCUCCCAGGAUUCGAAGCCAUUAGACUCCACAUGGAAUCAAGUGCCUCAUGUCCAGCGGCUGCUGCACCCUUGGAGAGACCGUUUCGUGUUCUCGUGGGCGUCACUGGGAGUGUUGCAGCCCUGAAGUUGCCUCUUCUGGUGUCUAGGCUUUUGGACAUUCCUGGCCUGGAAGUAGCAGUGGUCACAACCGAGAGAGCCAAACAUUUCUACAGCCCCCAGGACAUUCCUGUCACUCUCUACAGCGAUGCUGAUGAAUGGGAGAUGUGGAAGUGCCGAUCUGACCCAGUUCUCCACAUUGACCUGCGGAGGUGGGCAGACCUCAUGCUGGUGGCUCCUCUUGAUGCCAACACCCUGGGGAAGGUGGCCAGUGGCAUAUGUGACAACUUGCUUACCUGUGUCAUCCGGGCCUGGGACUGCCGGAAGCCCCUGCUCUUCUGCCCGGCGAUGAACACAGCCAUGUGGGAGCACCCCAUCACCGCACAGCAGGUGGGCCUGCUCAGGGCCUUUGGCUACAUGGAGAUCCCUUGUGUGGCCAAGAAGUUGGUGUGUGGAGACGAAGGUCUAGGGGCCAUGGCUGAGGUGGGCACCAUUGUGGACAAAGUGAAAGAAGUCCUCUUCUGGCAUGGCAGCUCUCAGCGGAGCUGAACGUGGCAUUUCUGUCAUGUGUCUCCCUCUGCACUCCGCGUGUUUUCAGGCCGUCUAUGAAGAAGGUGGACCUUGGCAAAAUAUGGUGAAGACUUCUGGGUUUGCUGAGUAGGGGUGUAGCCUGGGCCUGCUCCAGAGCCUCCCCAGGGGCCUGGCCUGCCUCAGGUUCAGUUAGGCCGGAGUUCCAGGUCCCAGCUUCUUUCCAACUAAGAGAUAGCUGCUCUUUGGGCCCCUCCCCACCUUCUCCUGGGAUGGGUACAGCAGGCCUGCAGCCGUGUGGCACUGUGCUCAGGGAGGGGGAUGAGGACUAACUUUGAACCCCUGAUUCUGCCUCGUGGGCAGGAGCCACUUCCAUUCCUUGGUGGGGUGCAUGGCUGCCAUGCAGUUGGGGAAGCCUGUAAGCUGGCAAGAUGCUGAGAUUCUCCACAGACCGUGCUGUGUGAUCAGGGAUCCUGGGGAAUAAAGAAGAGUUACUUUUA